UUUCCAUGGAGCCGAGAGAAGCUCAGCGCUGGAUUAGCUCGGAGCUCUUUCUUUAGUUGUUUUUGUAGUUUUUUAAAGCUUUUAUGAUGCCAGGACUACAAAACAGAGACAACAUGGAGACUCUGUUUUCAUUCGAGCUCUUAGUGGAACACAUCAGACUUCAUAAACCGGGUACAGUGUCAGACCAGCUGGCUGUGGGGGUCCGACUGCUGGACUUCCCGACGCUGCUGAUCUAUCAGCCUCCACAGAGCAGAGAGGAGGACCAGCAAGAACACGUGUUCAACAGAGGGAAGUGCUGCUUCUUCAACAUGGGGCUGAGCUCUCUGCAGACCCUGCUGUCCAGCACUCCUCUGUACGCCAUGGUGCUGGAUGUGAAGGAGGACCUCCCUAAGCUGGUGGGGACCUCUCUGCUGUCUCUGCACAAAGUGAUGAAGAGGAUCAGGCAGGAUGUGACCGAACACGGCGUCUCUGCUGCCUCAUCUCACGGAGAGCGAGGGAUCAUCAGCGUCUGCAGCCUCAGCGGGGAGAGGAUCGGAUCCAUGUCUCUGAGUUAUAAACUCCAGAGUCUGGGAGGGAACGUGCUGCAGGAUCCAUCAGGAGGGACCGUGCUGCAGGAUCCAUCAGGAGGGACCGUGCUGCAGGAUCCAUCAGGAGGGACCGUGCUGCAGGAUCCAUCAGGAGGGACCGUGCUGCAGCGUGCAACAGGAGGGACCGUGCUGCAGGAUCCAUCAGGAGGGACCGUGCUGCAGGAUCCAUCAGGAGGGACCGUGCUGCAGCGUGCAACAGGAGGGACCGUGCUACAGCGUGCAACAGGAGGGACCGUGUUGCAGGAUCCAUCAGGAGGGACCGUGCUGCAGGAUUCAUCAGGAGGGACCGUGCUGCAGGAUCCAUCAGGAGGGACUGAGAGCAGUAUGCAGGGAAACAUACCUGCAGGAUUACUCCCUCCUGAUUGUGGGGAGGCAUUCUCAUCCAUGCAGGAGAAAUCUGAUCUCUGCAGAAACCAAACAUCCCAGGAGGACACCAUGCAGAAUGAAGAGGAACAGGAGAGCGGUGUGUGUGCUGACAUGCAGACUGAAGGAAAGAGGAGAAAACAAACACCUGAGGGAUUCAAAGAGAGUAACUAUGAAGACACAUUCUGUCCUCCACAUCUGUUCUUCUGUAACUCUGCAGAGGAGAGGAGCAGAACUGAACGAGGCGAUCACACAUCCCCCGAUCUCAACUCUCCAUUUGAAGACUCGUCCUCAGAGGAAGGAGAUAAAGGUGAAGGUGUGACUCCUCCUCCUGCUGCGACCGCACAGAGAGGAAAACAGGACGCAGAAACACGAGGAGCACGCGGUGUGACGCCAAACAUCCUCGGGGAGGCCGUGCAGCAGUUGCCUCUGUUGAACGCUCUUCUGGUGGAGCUGUCACAGCUGAACGGGCCGAGUCCUCGGCAGCCGCUCUCCAUUCAUCCGAAUCUAUCCUGGAUUUACCGACCUGCGUCUGCAGAGCCGUCACAGAACACGAGGCGUGGGAUCAGCCCGGCUCUAAAGCCUUUACAGUCCCCGAGAAACUGCUCCACACCUUUAAGGAAGCUCGCAGCGUCAGGAGGGAAAGACAGAGACAGCACGUCUCCAAGGAAGAAGCUGGUCUUCGGUUCAACUAAGACAUUCAAUCUCAGGAUGAAGAACAUCUCUCCUGAUAGAGCGAGACGGAGAGAAUGCAUGGAGUUGAUACAGAAUAAAACUCAGCCAGGUGUGUCUCAGGGGAAGAGAAGGUCAGGGAAGAAGGUCAGCAAGAGGAAACCAGAUUUAAAGGCGGCCUGGAGUCUGAAUGAAAACAUCCAGACUGCCGUAGAGAGCAUGAAGGAGGACUCUGCUCUCAGAGAGACUGUCACUCUCAAUCAGAAAUCUCACAGCAAACAAGACAAACGCUCUCCAGGAAACUCAGAGAAAGAACCCCUCUCUUUGCUUAUCCACAUCCCCACGGAGGAGAGAGACAUUCCUCCCAGAAACAAAGACGAGAGCGAGCAUCAGAGCGAAUCAAAUCAAUCCCAGUCUGACGGAGACGCAGAGGACGCUCAGUCGUCUGCAGGCAGCAGCAGCUCCAAAUCUUCAGUUUCAGGCUCUGCUGGUGAGGGAGGCGAGGAGGAGGAGGACUACGCUGAUGACUUUAACAGCCUGGAGCUCAGUGACGCUUACUCUCCUGACCCCGUGAGCAGCCCCGAGUCCUCCAGAGCCAAGACCCCAAAGCCUCCGGCCCGCCUCCCCUCUGACUCAGGAUCUGAGGGAGUCCGCAGGAGAGCGGCCCUCCCCGUGCCCGUCAGAGCUCCCAGCUCUCCUCCACAUCACGCUCUGAUGGGGACCCACAUCAUCCGACCCCGAACCCGGGCCUCAGCCCUCAGCUUCUCCUCCUCUGACGCUGACAGAGACACGUCAGCUUCCUUACAGACUGUGCUCUCCAGGAAACUCACCAGAGAGAGCAGCGGAGGGGAGAGGAGCUCUGGCACUGACAGUUUAAUAUCAUCACAAGGUCAGAGGAGCGAGGGGAGCAGGGGUAGCAGGGCGGCUCGAGGUGUUUCUGCAGAGUCAGUGUCGUCUUAUGAACCUCAGGGAGAAGACGAGGACGAGGAUCAGCUCGGAUCACUGGACUUCAGAAAGGAGUAUCAGCACAUCUCUCAGCUGGUGGCUAACAAACUCCCUGGAUACACCAUGUGAUGAUUACAUAGGAUCCCAGUGUGUCAGUGUCCCUGUUAGUAUAAGCCUAUAGUAGUCUAAGUCUAAAACAGACUGAGACUAUAGCAGACCAGACUUAUAGCAGACUGAGCCUAUUAUAGUCCAAGCCUAUAGCUGUCUGAGCCUAUAGCAGCCGGAGUCUAUAGCAGUCUGAGUCUAUAGCAGUCUAAGUCUAUAGCAGUCUAAGUCUAUAGCAGUCUAAGCCUAUAGCAGUCUAAGUCUAUAGCAGUCUGAGUCUAUAGCAGUCUGAGUCUAUAGCAGUCUAAGCCUAUAGUAGUCUAAGUCUAAAACAGACUGAGCCUAUAGUAGUCUAAGCCUAUAGCAGUCUAAGCCUAUAACAGUCUAAGCCUAUAGCAGUCUAAGUCUAUAGCAGUCGGAGUCUAUAGCAGUCUAAGACUAGCAGUCUGAGUCUACAGCAGUCUAAGCCUAUAGUAGUCUAAGCCUAUAGCAGUCUAAGACUAUAGCAGUCUAAGUCUAUAGCAGUCGGAGUCUAUAGCAGUCUGAGUCUAUAGCAGUCUAAGACUAUAGCAGUCUGAGUCUAAAGCAGUCUAAGCCUAUAGUAGUCUAAGUCUAAAACAGACUGAGCCUUUAGUAGUCUAAGCCUAUAACAGUCUAAGCCUAUAGCAGUCUAAGACUAUAGCAGUCUAAGCCAUAACAGUCUAAGCCUAUAGCAAUCUAAGACUAUAGCAGUCUAAGACUAUAACAGUCUAAGCCUAUAGCAAUCUGAGACUAUAGCAGUCUGAGUCUAUAGCAGUCUAAGCCUAUAGUAGUCCAAGUCUAAAACAGACUGAGCCUGUUGUAGUCUAAGCCUAUAACAGUCUGAGACUAUAGCAGUCUGAGUCUUAAGCAGUCUAUAGCAGCAUAACUAAGAGCUGGUCUAAGCCUGAUCCAGCUCUAACUAUAAGCUUUAUCAAAAAGGAAAGUUUGAAGCCUACUCUAAAAAGUAGAGAGGGUGUCUGCCUCCCAGACCCUGACUGGUAGUUGAUUCCAAAGAAGAUGGGCCUGAUAACUGAAAACUCUACCUCCCAUACUACUUUUAGAGACUUUAGGUACGCAUGUUGGUAGGAUAGUAGCGGAGGAGAUGUCUUUUUAUUUUUUUUACAGUCUAACUUUCAUGUUUGUGUAACUUCUCAGCUGUGAUGGCCGACAGUUUUAGAACAAAGACAAGCUUUAUGUGAUCCUCAUGUUUCAUCGCUCAGUUCAGCAGGCAGCCGGACAUGUUGGACAAAUGAUUGAGUGACAAGAAGAUGAAAUCUGUCAGAGUCAGGUUUGUUGAUGUGCACAGACGCUGAUUUAAUCCUGAUGUUUGGUGCUUAUAAAACAGAGAGAAUAAACUCUUUAGAUAACAUGUUAAUAUGUGACUUAUUGUCUUCCUGUGUGUUAUAGACGAGGAGCAGAUAAGAAGAAGAUAGUCUCACCUUAUCUUUGUUGUUAAACAGGUGUGCACACUAAAGGGAGGUGUGUUGAUGUUUUGGUGAAAGAGAACAGAGAAAGAUUUAAAUAUAAAGAUGAGGUGUAAACAGCUGUUCUCAUUCUGUCAAGCAAUGAAGAUAUGAUUAUGAAAUAUUGAGCAGUAUUUUAUGAGAUAUGUGAACAGAGUCUGGUGUUUACUGAUGUGAAGAUGUGUCUUUGGGUUUUUGAUGCAAGACAAUAAACAGAGAAAAAGGAAGUGGGGAUAAACUGCAGUAAAAUGUGUACAGAUUAUAUCUUUAUUUAUUUGAACUUUUAGCUUAUUGCACUCAGAUUUUCUGACCUUUCUAAUAAAGAGAAGCUUUUCAUA
Messenger RNA from Notolabrus celidotus (New Zealand spotty), 4494 nucleotides. It is a transcript of the gene map10, whose product is annotated as microtubule associated protein 10. Gene Ontology annotation, biological process: cytoplasmic microtubule organization; positive regulation of cytokinesis; mitotic spindle midzone assembly. Bases 84 to 2696 code for a protein of 870 amino acids. The transcript has a single exon. The record is from RefSeq and is a predicted model, not a curated record. Gene Ontology annotation, cellular component: mitotic spindle midzone; mitotic spindle pole; midbody. NCBI's taxonomy places the organism in Eukaryota, Metazoa, Chordata, Actinopteri, Labriformes, Labridae. Gene Ontology annotation, molecular function: microtubule binding.